Molecule: messenger RNA, 2106 nt
Organism: Colletes gigas
Lineage: Eukaryota; Metazoa; Arthropoda; Insecta; Hymenoptera; Colletidae
Product: protein ABHD18
Exons: 9
Coding region: 451-1887 (478 amino acids)
Source: RefSeq, a predicted model, not a curated record
UCGAGAUUCGAGUAUCAAUUUUGAAAAACCGCGGCGCGUACUUCCGUCUCGUAAUAUCCUCUCGCAAACGAUCGGUUGAUAUUUAAGGAACUUAUUCAUUAAAAUUGUGAUUGUUUUCGUACACGAAUGAAGAUGCGAGAAAUGGACUUUCAUACGCGAUAUACUCGCAGAACGUCAUCCGAUCCGGUUGUGCCAAUCGCCUGAUCAAAGUAUCCGAUAACUAUCUUCAGCGGUGAAGGUCUGCAACCCAUUCAAGAUCAUGUCCACAUUAUUGCUAGUCUUUUAGAAACAGCGACAUGAGUGUUCUCGUGCAGAACACCCGAAUUAUUUCGAGUCGUGAGAACAAGUAUCUGAAGAAAUUAAUAUUAUUGAAUUUCACGUAAAUUUCUUCGAUCGAUAUAUAUCGUGCAAUAUUUAGUUUUGGCUAAGAUUAAUUUAUACAUUUAUACGAUGCCACCUAGUCGUUUAGACGCCGUUUACAGAAGCAUCCUCCUUACGAAAUUCUUCACGAAGGGCUGGGGUAGCCCUCAGAACUUAAAAAGGAUUUUUGAAUUUAGAAAAGUUAUUGCCAAUAGAGAAGCAUGUUAUAAUCUUAUACCCCGUGAUUAUCCAAUCAAUAUAACUAAGGAUGAAGAAUGGUCAGAUUGCCAUAUCAUAGAAGGAUGUUUUGAAAGCCCAUUUCACAAGCAUCUUCCUGGUAUAAUGCCAAAUGAAACAAUAAGUGCACAUUUUCAAUUGGUUCUACCACGUAAAUGGUAUUCACACAAAACAAAACCUAUUUGUUUACAUCUUGCAGGUACAGGAGAUCAUUAUUUCUGGAGGAGAAGAAAUUUGAUUGCAAAACCCCUGCUUAAAGAAUCUGGAAUUGCAUCUUUAUUACUGGAAAAUCCAUUUUAUGGAUUAAGAAAGCCACAAAAUCAAAUACGUUCUUGUUUGCAUAAUGUAUGUGAUAUUUUUAUCAUGGGAGGAUGUUUAAUAAUGGAAUCAAUUGUUUUACUGAAUUGGUGCGAGCGGCAAGGUUUUGGACCUUUAGGCCUUACAGGAUUGUCAAUGGGUGGUCAUAUGGCUUCUUUGGCAGCAACUAAUUGGCCAAAACCGAUACCGUUAAUUCCUUGUCUUUCAUGGUCAACAGCAUCGCCGGUAUUCACUCAAGGAGUAAUGAGUGCCUCCAUUAAUUGGACACUUUUAGAAAACCAAUAUUUCGCGAACGAGCUUUACCAAAACGAUCUCGCCAAAAUGGUCAAAAUUGUUGGGGAGGAAGAUGCGUUUUUAGCAGGUCAACAUUUUGCUCAACAUUAUCCUGUAAGCAUGAAUAGAGUGAAUGAAUUAAAAGAAAAAUCAGAAAGUGUUAAUAAAGAAACAGACACUGCAACUGCUAUUCAGACUGUGAUAAAUACUAAAUCAAAUAAGAAAUGUGAAUUUGAAAACAAUGACAAUAAGCUGAAGAAAGAAGUUGUAGAAGAAAAAGAAGCAGCCAAAAUAUUUCCUCUAAGCCUCAUUUCUAACAGAUUUAAGCUAAAAGAUUCAAAUGCUCUCAAAGGCGUUUGUUUAUUACCAGUUACGAGGCAUCCAUUAUUUUCGGAUUACAAAUGGCGCGAACGAGAAGCAUUGCAAUUCAUGUGUGGGAUAAUGGAUGAAUGUACGCAUUUAAAAAAUUUUGAAGUACCUGUUGAUACCGAACUUAUCAUCGCUGUUUGCGCGAGGGAUGAUGCAUAUGUGCCACGUGACGGUUGUAUGAGCUUAGAAAAAAUCUGGCCUGGCGUUGAAAUUCGAUACAUCGAAGCGGGCCAUGUAAGCGCGUAUCUUCUUCACCAGAAAGUAUUUAGAUCUACUAUAGCAGAAGCAUUUCAGCGAUCUUUAAAAAAAUAUCCUUUACAAGUCAGUUGAUACAUGUGUAAUUUUAGCGAGAAUCUAAGACAAGUCAAAAUUGUCUUAAACAAUUUUUACGGGGCAAUACUUUGUUGAAGAAACAUUACAGUUUCUAGGGCUCAUGCGUUUGCAAUCUUAUAAAUAUUUAACACAAGAACAAUAAUUAUGAAUGUAAGCAAAUACGAUUCUUUAUGUGUUCAACGUGUACAGAAUAUUCUAGUGUUGUUAUAGCAUAAA